Gymnodraco acuticeps is the source of this 2069-nucleotide messenger RNA. RefSeq names its product N-ethylmaleimide-sensitive factor attachment protein, beta b (gene napbb). Gene Ontology annotation, molecular function: soluble NSF attachment protein activity; syntaxin binding. Bases 126 to 1016 code for a protein of 296 amino acids. Gene Ontology annotation, biological process: synaptic transmission, glutamatergic; regulation of synaptic vesicle priming; SNARE complex disassembly. The record is from RefSeq and is a predicted model, not a curated record. NCBI's taxonomy places the organism in Eukaryota, Metazoa, Chordata, Actinopteri, Perciformes, Bathydraconidae. Gene Ontology annotation, cellular component: synaptobrevin 2-SNAP-25-syntaxin-1a complex; terminal bouton; vacuolar membrane. The transcript is spliced from 11 exons.
UGCUCUGCUAAACCACUAACGUCGGCAGGUGCACGCCUACACUGAAUAAACCCAUCGACUGUAAUCCUUACUGUACACAGCGGAAUCUUCUGCCUCACUAUAAGUGUGUUACGAAUAAAGCAACAAUGGACAAUUCUGGAAAGGAGAAGGAAGCGAUUCAGCUAAUGGCCGACGCUGACAAGAAAUGCAAGACCUCUGGCUCUUUUUUGGGAGGGAUGUUUGGAGGAGGACCUCAGAAGGUGGAAGAAGCAUGCGAGAUGUACUGCAGAGCAGCAAACAUGUUCAAGAUGGCCAAGAACUGGAGCGCUGCUGGAAAUGCAUUUUGCAAAGCCGCACGUCUCCACAUGCAACUGCAGAACAAACACGACUGUGCCACCAGCUUCAUUGAUGCAGGAAAUGCUUUCAAGAAGUCUGACCCCAAUGAGGCAAUCAAGUGUUUAAAUGCUGCCAUCGAAAUAUACACAGACAUGGGAAGAUUCACCAUCGCAGCCAAACACCACAUCAAUAUCGCAGAGAUCUACGAGUCUGAACUGGUGGAUAUUGAAAAGGCUAUUGCACAUUAUGAACAAGCAGCAGACUACUACAAAGGGGAAGAAUCCAACAGCUCUGCCAACAAGUGUCUGCUGAAGGUGGGGGCUUACUGCGCCCAGAUAGAGCAGUACCAGAGGGCUAUUGAGAUCUACGAGCAGGUUGGAGCUAACACGAUGGAUAACCCACUGCUGAAAUACAGCGCCAAAGAGUAUUUCUUCAAAGCUUCCCUCUGUCAUUUCAUCGUCGAUGAGCUCAACGCUAAGAUUGCUAUUGAAAAAUACGAGGAGAUGUUCCCCGCUUUCUCAGACUCUCGAGAAUGCAAACUGCUGAAGAAACUUCUUGAGGCUCAUGAGGAACAGAACAGUGAAGCUUUCACAGAGGCAAUAAAAGAUUUUGACUCUAUCUCACGUCUGGACCAGUGGCACACAACCCUCCUACUGCGCAUCAAAAAGACCAUCCAGGGCGAUGAAGGGGAUUUAAAAUGAAGAAAGAAUCUGGGGUGUAAAAAUGCAGCACAGAGGGACAAAUCCAUCAUGCAUGCUUACACACACACACACACACACACACACACACACACACACUUUCACUCACCUCACUGCGUAUAGAAUCUGAAGACGACUUUGAAUAUUCCACUACUGCUACACCGUCAGAGUACUAUCUUUGCUUUCCUUACGAGCGUAUCUGAAUCUAGUCAGACUGUAAAUCCUCCGCCCUCAACUCUGUCUAGAGGAUUGCUGCAUACCCUUUUUCUGCUGGAAUCUGUCCUGGGGGGGGGGGACAGAUUCCCCCCCAAGCACUGCAUGUUUUGUACAAUUAUUGUUUCCUAGUCAGAAGCAGCUUGUUUUUUUAAAAUGUAGUUUGUUAUAUUUAAAACAGUUAUUUAAAUGUUCAGUUUGUUAUCAAGAAUGUACUAUUAUAUUUAUUUUGUAUUUGCUGGAGUAGGUCAAUGUGUUGUUAGGAAUUCCAGCCACAUAGAAAGUGAUUUUGUUUUCCAAUGUAUUACUACAUGGAGCGACUCUUCUCGAGGAAGACCAAGGGUAGACUGUUAAACAUUUUGAUCUAAUCACUGAUUCUUUCCCUAACACACGUGCAUACUGAAAUUACUUCUGCUUCUUUUAAUAUUACUUUCGAUUUCUUCAUGUACUUUGAAUGUUUGAAUCUGUGGUUUCUAGUUUGCCUGUGGAAGAAUGUAUCUUUGAAUGAAUAGCACUGACGUGGAAACCUUUCCUCCUUAUUUCCAGGGGCAGUAAUCUUAGGGGUUGUGUGCAUCAUUACUCAUCUCAUGCUGUGUUGUGAUGUGAACUUAUCCUCGAGGGUUUACUACUGCAGUUCCCCUUCCAAACGGCCAGUCGCUAAAGCAUGUCAUUGUGUAUAGAUUAGCCUCGUGUUACAUUCUCUAGUGUGAGCCAGACCAAAGUUUUUACUAAAGGGUCGAGUCGCCCUCCGCAUCCAGCUUCUUCCACACGGAGUGACAAUGGACCUUGGAUAUGAUCUGUAUGCUAGUACGAAUGGACAAUAAUAAAGAUCUUAUAAUCCCA